Molecule: messenger RNA, 3132 nt
Organism: Naegleria fowleri
Lineage: Eukaryota; Heterolobosea; Eutetramitea; Acrasida; Naegleriidae
Exons: 2
Coding region: 1-3132 (1043 amino acids)
Source: RefSeq, a predicted model, not a curated record
AUGGGAUUUUUGCAAUCACUGCUCACUCUUGCCAAAUUGGGCAUUGUUUCAACCUUUGUCUCAUGUUUUGUGAUUGUUCAUAUUUAUUUCUUUUUGGAGAGAUCUCCACCAGCCAAUACUAAACAUUUAGAUGAAAUGAGUUUGAAUUCCGAUGAGGAUUUACGAUUUUUCUCGAUUAUUGAUGAGAGUACCAUUCCAAAGAGGCCAAUGCCUGCGGGUACGACUCUCGGAAAAGGAAGUAAAAAACUUGUACAACCUAAAGUGUUGAGAAUGAUAGCUUUUGAUGAGAUUGGAACGAUCAAUUCAACCACACGAGUGAGUGAUGAAGACAAUAAUAUUUAUACAAUUUUCCAAAUACAUGGGAUGCCAGGAUCUCGUCGUUGGAGACAUCCAAUAGAUCAUCACAUGAUACGAAGUUUUGGAGGAGACAAGAAAUUGCGAGUAUUAAGUGUCGAUCGGCCUGGAGUGGGUCAAACUAGUCCUGUCAUCUCCUCUAUUCAAUCAGAUGGUACUCCAGUUUAUAAUUUGGAACCACUUGCUGUAAAUUAUUAUGAAGCAGCAGCUCUCGAUUUGUUAUAUGUAGUGAGAAAAUUAAGAUUGAAACGUUUUUCUGUGCUUGCGUUCUCCCAAGGAACGCCGCAUGCGUACAUGUUAUCCUUUUAUUUAGACCAAUUAAAAAAGCAAGAAAGAGGAGAGAAAAUAUUUCGAGCAGUUCCCCAUCAAAAAUUCACAGAAACAUUCAACAAUGAUUUGCUGAUGAAAAUUCUCCUCUCAAAAGACAGCGACAAAUAUUGGCAAUAUGAGAACAGUGUGUUCAAUGUUACUGUUAACAAUGAAUGGACGUGGCAAGAUGUGACCAUUGAUAAUGUUGCCUUUAUAUCUCCACAGGGUUAUUAUAGCGAGAGCGUUAAGGAAGCACUUUUGAAGGAUCAAAAUUCAAGCGAACCAAUUGAAAAGAGAUGGACAUCUUCGUUGCGCUUCUUUUUCUCAUUGAACAAUUACAAACCACCUCUUGGAACAAAUAUUGUGUAUUCAAUUUACAAAAUUCUUUCACAGCUAGGAAUGAUUACAAAUAUCAACUAUUGGGAAAGUAAUAUGCAACCACUUCUUGAUCCUCUUGGAAGAGAUGCCUUUUUAUUUGAAGAUGAAGCCAAUGGCUGGAAAAAAGUUUUUAACAACACUCUCAUUGAUUCCUAUAGAUUCACAACUCUCACCACCAUGGUAGAAAUAAUUAAUUCGUACUAUUUCACUGAGAAUUUUCCAACUUCCAAAAUUGAUUUACAAUCUCCACUCAAGAACACAAAACUAUUUAUUGCUACGUCAAGUGAUGAUGUGGUUGUGCCUGUUCAAGCUUCGAACGCAUUCAUUGAACAAUUUUGCCAAAAAGAAUUGAAUUCUCAAUGUACUGUGACUGUUGUGCAAAACACAACACAUUUUCAACUGUUCAAAACACACUACAAGACAGCGAUUGAAUUUAUUUCAAAGAAUGUUUUAAAGUUUGAAUCUAAUGAGAACUUGAAAAAACCAAGGAAAACAAUUGUAGUCGUGGGAGGUGGAUUAGCUGGAUUAGCUGCCACAAUUGAGGCAGCUUCUACCUACGAUCAAAAUGUCAUAUUAAUUGAGAAGGAGAUGCGCCUUGGUGGAAACAGUGCAAAAGCCACAAGUGGAAUGAAUGCGCUUGGAACCAAAGCCCAAAAACUUGCUAUGGUAUUUGAUACCUAUGCUCACUUUUGGAACGAUACCAUCAAAUCAUUUACAGGAGGAAAAGUUCUUUCUACCCUCAAGGAGGCUCGAAGAAUCAUUAGAAAUCCAAAGAAUCGAAAAAAGAUUGAAGGAGAAGACAUUUUAAUUACCGAAAAUUCGUGGAAACUUUUAGAAACUUUAAUUAAGAACUCAAAAGCUGCUUAUCAAUUUUUGCAAGAAUAUGGCGUGAAUUUGGAUAUUAUUUCACAAUGUGGAGGCCAUUCAAAGCCAAGAACUCACAGAAGUCUUAACAAAUCUGACAAACCAAUCAAUGUUGGCUCAGAAAUUAUUUCUAAACUUGCUGCAUUUAUUACCGAUUCAAUGAAGGAUCGUGUGACAGUCAAAUUGGGUCAUAACGCCAUUGAGUUACUCAAAUCAACUCAAGGCAACAGUAACGACAACAACACGACUGCAAAUUCUGAACCAAUAACACUUGUUAAAGGAGUUCGUGUUUUAAACAUUAAGGAAAACACCACACAAGACAUCAUGGCGGAUGCUGUUAUAUUGACCACAGGCGGAUAUGGACAAGACCGAGACGGUUUCCUCAAGCAAUACGCUCCUCAUACUUCAUCAUUGCCUUCCACGAAUGGAAUGUGGGCGAAUGGUGAUGGUAUCAAGAUGGCUAUUCGAGAUGUGAAUGCCUCGUUGAUUGAUAUGGCAGAAAUCCAAAUACAUCCAACUGCAUUUCUAGAUCCAAAUGAUCCAACAGCAAUGACACUCAUUCUUGCUCCAGAAUCUUUGAGAGGUUAUGGAGCUAUUAUUGUCAAUCAAGAAGGAAAGAGAUUUAUCAAUGAAUUGGGGACGAGGGAUGAAGUGUCAGAUUCCAUCUUUGAACAUUGUGGAAAGGAGUCACCUUAUCCUCAUGUGACUGCUUACAUGAUCAUGAAUGAUUUUGUUAUGACAUCUUUUGGUGAAAGUUUGACUUCUUUUUAUGUGAAAAAAGGUCUUAUUCGAAAGUAUGAUAAUUUGACGGAUUUAUGUGAGAAGGAACACAUUUCUCUCACUUUUUGUACCAAUCUCGAAGAAACCAUUUUGGAUUAUGAUGACUUUGUUGAUUCAAGAAGGUCGAACGUGAAUUUUAAGGAUACAUUCGGAAAGAGUGUAUUCCCAUCCAAGUUCAACUUGGAAGAAAAUAAGGCAGUUCCAAUUUAUAUGGCUCGAAUUACACCUGCCAUUCACUACACUCAAGGAGGACUCUUGUUUAAUUCCAACGCACAGGUACUUCGAAGAAAAACACACGAAACCAAUGAAGUGAUUGGCAAUCUCUAUGCAGCAGGUGAAGUGACAGGAGGUUGUCACGGAAAGAAUCGACUUGCAGGCAAUAGCUUGUUGGAAUGCGUGGUAUUUGGAAGAAUAGCUGCCACUCAGGCUGCCUUCGACAGGAAUUAA